Archocentrus centrarchus (flier cichlid) is the source of this 1194-nucleotide messenger RNA. It is a transcript of the gene cklf, whose product is annotated as chemokine like factor. The record is from RefSeq and is a predicted model, not a curated record. NCBI's taxonomy places the organism in Eukaryota, Metazoa, Chordata, Actinopteri, Cichliformes, Cichlidae. The transcript has 5 exons. Bases 566 to 985 code for a protein of 139 amino acids. Gene Ontology annotation, cellular component: membrane.
ACAGGUCGCCUGCCUGUUGCAGGGCUAACACAGAGAGACAGACAACCGUUCACACUCACAUAAGUAUAAUGCAUAGUGAAAUGUUAAUGUACCAACCCGGAUGAGCAUAAAUAAGAGGAAGACACAAAUAGAGAAGAGUUCCAGUCAAUAUGUUUUUAAAAAAUAGCCAAAAUUAGCAAACCAUGAUCCAAGUAUGAGUGGGUAGGGUUGGUAGGGUUAGGGGUUGGUAUCAGGUCGCAGUUUCACUCUCUGUUCAGUUGUCGACACAGAAAUGUGCAGUUAUUUAUUGUUCACGUACGAUGUUUUGUGAAGGUGGUGCAAAUGAUUAAUAAUUAUGAUGUUAUCCAUUCAAAAGUCAAAUAUGAUGUUCAUAAAAUAACCAGGCUCUCCCUGCAGUGUCACAGAUCACUGGCAGUCUUCAGUGGAAGUUACUCUGUGGCUCUAUGUCUACUUUCCUGUUGGAGCCAGAGCUCAUGUUUACUUCUGUUUUUUUGUUUUUUUUUUGUUUAGAAGUGCUAAAUAACUGCAGACCAUCAUGUCGUAGAAUCACAACAAAGCAACAGCCAUGGAAGUGGACACCACUUUUCUCAAAUCCAGGAGGGGGAUUGUGAAGGUGGCAGAGAUGGCGACUCUGUUUGUGGCAUUUGUGUGUUUUGUUGCAGCUUCCACACCUAAAUACAUUGCAGCCACGGUGCUGGAGUUUUUUAUCACCUCACUUCUGCUGGUGCUGUACCUGCUCAAACUCAACAAAAGGCUGACCUUCGUCUUUUGGCCUCUGGUUGAUGUGUUCAAUUCAGUCUUUGCAACAGUCUACUUCAUCAUCUUGAGCUUGAUGGCUAUGGCUACAUACACUGUUACAGGCAUGGUGGUUGGAGGGGUCGUGUGUUUCCUGUCAGCUGGGCUGCUGUGUGUGGACAGCUACUUGCUUUUCAAGAGCAUCACCUUCAACAGGCCGAGAGCUGAAGCGCAGAGUACAAACACAUGAAUUACAAUAAACUAACCACAGCAUGUGAGCGGUACUGGUUACUUUUGCAUUCUGUGUGUAGUUUUAAAGGCAAUCCUGUAACCAUAGAGUGUCUUAAAAUACGUUUUUACCACUUUUAAGUGUUUGUUAGUUUCUUCGUAGGCCUUCUUGAAUCUGUAGUUCUGCUGUGGCUGUUUUAGUUGCGUAAACUGUAAAGAGGGGGCGUAAAA